This is a messenger RNA of Lindgomyces ingoldianus, 1109 nucleotides long. RefSeq lists its product as uncharacterized. Bases 112 to 1026 code for a protein of 304 amino acids. The record is from RefSeq and is a predicted model, not a curated record. NCBI's taxonomy places the organism in Eukaryota, Fungi, Ascomycota, Dothideomycetes, Pleosporales, Lindgomycetaceae. The transcript has a single exon.
CUGCUGAUGGAUGGAAUGUUGCUGAGCUUUGUUCCACUGUUUCGAGUCGCGGCGGUUCUGCUGCGGUCAGGACAUUUGGCCAGUCUGGCAUGAGAGAUAGACAUAAGAGUAAUGCCCGCGACGCCCCCCCCCCCCGGGAGGCAAAGUAGAAGAAGGUUCUCUGCUGUACUUGGGCUCGACCUGCUCCUUGCUCCUCCAGCUCCGUCGGCGGCCGCGGUGCUGAUUCAAUUGAUUGAUUACCUGCGUACCGUUUGCUCUCCACCUCCACCCUUUGUCACCCGUCCCCACCUGCGUGUCAGUGUGCCAGUCUGCCCAGAGCCGGUUGCUGCCGCUUGGCCCGCGUCUGCGUUCGCUGCGCGCAAAUCCUUGGUUGCGAUCCCGGCCUGUUGGGGUGGAUCACUGCUGCAAGCCGGUCAAGCCAUUAAUUCGCUUCUGCAUUGGUGCAGCAGGCUUUGGUUGCUGUGGUGGGGACGUGCAGCCCAGGCGUCCAUCGACUUUAUCGACCAUCCCGGCUCGCUGAGCAUCCCAAAAGCGCUGCUCGGCCGUCCCAAUAGUCGCCGCCCUGUCCUCCCAACACAAUUACUCCUCCUCCCUCCAACAAUUAACAGGCCGUGGCCAGCCUCCCCUUCUAUAUACACGCCCUGCCCGUUGCCAUUGAGUCGGACUCGACAUCAACGGCCCUCAGGCGUGCUUAUCAACCACCACCCGGCAGCCUCGACGGUGCAUAUCAGUAUCAGUCCACCUGCCUCACCCGGGAGCAGCAGAGAGCCCCUUCUGUAUCUACGGAAGCCGCCGGCCUCGCCUUCCCUCAGACUUUCCUUCACCAUUGUCUGCCCGACUGCUCGCCAGUCCCUCACGAGCCUUGUGUGUCCGCAGAACCUCGACGUCACAGCUUUGACUAGCUGUGAAAGACCGACGGCCUCGCGACCCUUCACCUACGAGUGCCCUCGAGCCAAGCUCCCUCGGAGCAGCUCCCUCACGUUAUUUUCUGUGAGUUUGCUUCAGUCAGCCAUCGCCAAUGCGUGAUUGAGUCAGAUACCUUCGCCAUUUCGCCAUCUCGCCAUUUCGCCAUCGCCCUUAUCUUGCCCCGUCUACGCCUCUAACCCCCC